Molecule: messenger RNA, 498 nt
Organism: Triticum turgidum subsp. durum (durum wheat)
Lineage: Eukaryota; Viridiplantae; Streptophyta; Magnoliopsida; Poales; Poaceae
Source: the annotation of a GenBank genome assembly
AUGAACGGCUACCGCAACCUCGCCUCGUCCCCUCCGGCGCCCAGCGGCGGGGAGCCGGAGCCAGCCCGGCCCCCGGCGACGGCGAAGGAGGGCAAGUGGGAGGGGGCGGCGGUCGGCGCGGCGGCCAUGGUCAGGAACCUCUCGUCCGCCUCCCAGAGGUUCGCGGCCGUGGAGCGGAGCAAGUCCACCGGCGGCCACCGCGGCGGCGGCUUCCAGGCGGUCGUGAGGCGGGCCUUCUCCAUGCGGAGGCAGCCGGCGUCCAGCCUCUCGGAGGGGUACUGGCGGAUCCACGACGGCCUGGAAGACGGCGACGACGACGCCGAGGCGCCCGAGGAGGUCGACGAGCAGAAGAAGCAUCAGGUGGCGGAGGCCGUAGAGCCGGAGGUGCAGGGAGACGCCGCGGCGAGCAGCGACGAGAUCGGCAAGGAGAGGAAGAAGAAGAAGCGGGGUCACAUCUUCAAGGCGUGCAAGAAGCUUCUUGGCUUCAAACAUGUUUAG